AUGCGCAGGGUGAGCUGGGCCAGCGUGUCUCGUCCAUCGACAUACUCGAGCCUCGCGGUGAGCUCGCCGGCCUCGCGCCUGAUAUCGUCUUCCUCCAAGCCGGCGUCAACAGCAGCUUCAAAGCCAACAACAACAUACACUCGAAGCACCUCUAGUAACUACCCCAGGAGGACAUACAACAGCUACAAUAAGGCCCCGUCGUCCUCCCCGUCCUCUUCUUCACCGGCUUCGUCAAGCUCAGCUCCUAAACCCGCCUCCUCGACACCCGCAACUCCAGCUUCAUCUUCAGACACAUCCUCACCCCCGGCAUUCACGACAACACCGACCUCCCACCCGAUACAGAACAUCACCAAGACAGGCCUUGCAGAUGCCCCUCCAGAUCUCGUGCUGGAGCCCGCAAACGUGCCCAAUGGCCACGUCGACUGGACUCGCUCAUACCACGGCUUAAGCGCCGAGCCGUUCUCAAAGGAAGCUGCUGCGGUCCUGCUUGCACCUGUUGAUCCAGACGAUGUCGAGAUCAAGCCUGAUGGGAUAGUGUACUUGCCUGAAAUCAAGUACAGGCGUAUACUCAACAAGGCGUUUGGGCCAGGCGGGUGGGGUCUUGUACCGCGCAGUGAGAGCAUAGUUACAGGCAAGACAGUAACAAGAGAAUACGCUCUUGUCGCCCAUGGACGGCUUGUAUCUGUAUCCCGCGGUGAGCAAGACUACUUCAGUCCAGACGGCAUACCUACUGCCACGGAAGGGUGCAAGUCCAACGCGAUGAUGAGAUGCUGCAAGGACCUCGGGGUUGCGAGCGAGCUGUGGGAUCCCCGCUGGAUCCGCAAGUUCAAGGCAAACUAUGCAAAGGACGUGUUUGUCGAGCACAUGGUGAGCAAGAAGAAGUCGAAGAUCUGGAUACGCAAGGACGACGAGGUCAUGUACCCCUGGAAGAAGACAUAG
Messenger RNA from Trichophyton benhamiae CBS 112371, 939 nucleotides. RefSeq lists its product as uncharacterized. The transcript is spliced from 2 exons. Gene Ontology annotation, cellular component: mitochondrial nucleoid; mitochondrial chromosome. NCBI's taxonomy places the organism in Eukaryota, Fungi, Ascomycota, Eurotiomycetes, Onygenales, Arthrodermataceae. The coding region runs from base 1 to 939 and encodes 312 amino acids. Gene Ontology annotation, biological process: interstrand cross-link repair; recombinational repair. Gene Ontology annotation, molecular function: single-stranded DNA binding. The record is from RefSeq and is a predicted model, not a curated record.